Pleurotus ostreatus (oyster mushroom) is the source of this 1659-nucleotide messenger RNA. RefSeq names its product T-complex protein 1 subunit zeta (gene CCT6). The transcript has 9 exons. Gene Ontology annotation, molecular function: ATP hydrolysis activity; ATP binding; ATP-dependent protein folding chaperone. Gene Ontology annotation, biological process: protein folding. The record is from RefSeq and is a predicted model, not a curated record. Gene Ontology annotation, cellular component: chaperonin-containing T-complex. Lineage: Eukaryota; Fungi; Basidiomycota; Agaricomycetes; Agaricales; Pleurotaceae. Bases 1 to 1659 code for a protein of 552 amino acids.
AUGUCGUCCAGUAUCGAACUCAUCAAUCCAAAAGCAGAGAGCGUUCGACGGGCUGCAGCUCUCCAGGUGAAUACCAAUGGGGCGAUGGGUCUUGCUAAUGUAGUCAAGAGCAAUUUAGGGCCCCGUGGCACCCUAAAAAUGCUCGUGGAUGGCUCGGGCCAAAUCAAAAUGACCAAGGAUGGCAAGGUGCUAUUGUCGGAAAUGCAGAUUCAGAAUCCUACUGCUGCUAUGAUCGCACGUACAGCUGUGGCUCAAGAUGAUCAAGUUGGGGAUGGUACCACGUCAGUUGUUCUCCUAGUAGGAGAACUCUUGAAGCAGGCAGAUCGAUUCAUCUCUGAAGGAGUACAUCCGACCGUGAUCGGCGAGGGGUUUGAUCUUGCGAAGAAGGAAGCUCUAGCAUUCUUGGACAGAUUCAAGCAGUCUACUAGCAUCGAUCGAGCCACCUUGAUAAACGUUGCCAAUACAUCUUUAGCGACCAAGAUUAAUGCUACACUUGCCAGGAAACUGGCCGCGGAUGUCGUCGAUGCAGUGUUGACGAUAAAACCUCCCCCUGUAGCCAAAGAGGCUAAAGACCAAUAUCAAGAUCCUAUCGACCUUCACAUGGUGGAGAUCAUGAAAAUGCAACACCGUACCGCGUCAGAUACCCAGCUCGUGCGGGGUUUGGUCUUAGAUCAUGGUGCUCGCCAUCCAGAUAUGCCCAAACGCCUUGAAAACGCUUUCAUCAUGAUCCUCAACGUCAGUUUGGAGUAUGAAAAGACUGAAGUCAAUUCAGGAUUUUUCUAUUCCUCCUCCGAGCAACGCGAAAAACUCGUCGAGUCAGAACGCCGGUUCACCGAUGCCAAAGUAAAAAAGAUCAUCGAACUCAAGCAACUUGUCUGCGAUCAAGCUGUAGACAGCAAAGAAAAGCGCAAAAACUUCGUCAUCAUCAACCAGAAAGGUAUCGAUCCGCUCAGUCUAGACAUGCUCGCCAAGAACGGUAUCUUCGCACUUCGACGUGCCAAACGCCGUAACAUGGAGCGCCUUCAGCUCAUUUGUGGCGGUAUUGCACAGAACUCGGUUGACGAUCUGACGCCUGACGUCCUUGGCUGGGCUGGUCUCGUGUACGAACAUACGCUCGGGGAAGAGAAGUUUACGUUCAUCGAAGAGGUUAAGGCUCCCAGAUCGGUUACCCUCCUCAUCAAAGGUCCCAAUCCCCACACCAUCCAACAGAUUCAAGAUGCACUUCGCGACGGCCUGCGGGCGGUGAAGAAUGCUAUCGAGGAUAACUGCCUAAUCCCAGGUGCCGGCGCGUUUGAGGUUGCUUGUUCUGCGUAUCUUAGCGGCCCAGUGAAGAAGAGUGCGAAGGGGAGAGUCAAGAUGGGAGUCCAGGCCUUUGCGGACGCAUUGUUGAUUAUCCCAAAAACUCUGGCUCAAAAUGGUGGUUUCGACGUUCAGGACGUUGUCGUCGCGCUACAAGAUGAACAAGCUGAGGGCAACACCGUCGGCGUCGACCUUGAGUCAGGCGAGCCGUUCGACCCAACCGUGGAAGGAAUCUGGGAUAACUACAGGGUAAAGAGACAGAUGCUUCACUCAUGUUCUGUUAUUGCCGUCAAUCUCUUAUCAACCGACGAGAUCCUGAGGGCGGGACGUAGUUCGUUGAAACCCGACGGUCAGCAGUGA